Messenger RNA from Penicillium longicatenatum, 600 nucleotides. RefSeq names its product iron-sulfur cluster assembly scaffold protein. Gene Ontology annotation, molecular function: 2 iron, 2 sulfur cluster binding; ferrous iron binding. Lineage: Eukaryota; Fungi; Ascomycota; Eurotiomycetes; Eurotiales; Aspergillaceae. The transcript is spliced from 2 exons. Bases 1 to 600 code for a protein of 199 amino acids. Gene Ontology annotation, cellular component: mitochondrial matrix; cytoplasm. Gene Ontology annotation, biological process: iron-sulfur cluster assembly; intracellular iron ion homeostasis. The record is from RefSeq and is a predicted model, not a curated record.
AUGUUCAAGCGUCUGGUCACCGUCGCCCCCCGCGUCGGCGCUGCGGCGCCCCGUACUCUCGCACCCCUCUCGGCUCUGCAGUCUGUCCAGCCUAUCCAGCGUCGUGUCGCUGCUCCUGCUCCUGCCCAGCGAAGGGGAUACCACGAGAAAGUCCUUGAUCACUACAACAACCCCCGCAAUGUCGGCUCUUUCAAGAAGGGCGACAUGGAUGUCGGUACCGGUCUCGUCGGUGCCCCCGCCUGUGGCGAUGUCAUGAAGCUCCAGAUCCGUGUUAACAAGGAUACCGGUCGCAUUGAUGAUGUUGUUUUCAAGACCUUCGGCUGUGGUAGUGCUAUCGCUUCAUCAAGCUACCUUACCGAGCUUGUCCGCGGCAUGUCCCUUGAUGAGGCUGGCAAGAUUAAGAACACUGAUGUGGCGAAGGAGCUCUGCCUCCCGCCUGUUAAGCUCCACUGCUCCAUGCUUGCUGAGGAUGCCAUCAAGUCCGCCAUCUCCGAUUACUACCUCAAGAACCCCAAGAGCAAGUCCACCGAUCUUUCCGGAACUGGCGCUGCCAUCCCCGAUGUGACUGCUACCGUUGGUAGCCCCGCUGCCGCCGUAUAA